Molecule: messenger RNA, 453 nt
Organism: Fusarium vanettenii 77-13-4
Lineage: Eukaryota; Fungi; Ascomycota; Sordariomycetes; Hypocreales; Nectriaceae
Exons: 2
Coding region: 1-453 (150 amino acids)
Source: RefSeq, a predicted model, not a curated record
AUGCCUCACGUGGCACUUGAUGGGGUACAGAAGUCUCUUCGGCGAAGCUCAAUUGGCCGUCUUUGGCCUGUCCAAGGACCGAUCCUUGAAAUAUCGGCAGCCCUACCCAAUCUACGGAGUCCAGAUGGCAUGGUGCGUGAUGUGGCCGCGUUGGUCAGGGCUGCGCCUACAGCCUGCAGCCUGCAGCCCCAAACCAAAGCGGCAAUUGGAACCAUUGCGAGUGCAGCCAAGGAGCAAAGAAGCAAAUGGAAACUAUGCCGGUCACGGCGUGUCGUGGGAUUUAAAUUAUCUGGACUCUUGACUAACGGCGGCAUCCCCCCGCCUGUCUUCCAUGGUUCCCGAGAAGGAGGGGCACGGCCUGUGCCGAAGAUCGCUGACAUGGAUCAGGCUCCCCUCGUGGUCGUGCCGGGCUACCUCCAGGAAAUCCUACCCACCGGGUCUGCAGCAGCCUGA